Molecule: messenger RNA, 4915 nt
Organism: Leguminivora glycinivorella
Lineage: Eukaryota; Metazoa; Arthropoda; Insecta; Lepidoptera; Tortricidae
Product: phospholipid-transporting ATPase ABCA3-like
Exons: 28
Coding region: 32-4183 (1383 amino acids)
Biological process (GO): lipid transport; transmembrane transport
Cellular component (GO): intracellular membrane-bounded organelle; membrane
Molecular function (GO): lipid carrier activity; ABC-type transporter activity; ATP binding
Source: RefSeq, a predicted model, not a curated record
CAAAGAUCAGUUGUCUACACAGUUGGUGUUCAUGAUAGGAGCCUUGUUUAUGCCCAUGGGGGCUAUUGGCCCGGCCAUCAACUUAGCUAAACGACUUUUUGAAGAAAAAAACACCGGGCUGAAUGAACUUCAGAAAAUAUCGGGAGUAUCAGCGGAGACAAUAAGUCUCUCUCACGUGUUGGACAUGUUAUCCGUAGUGCUGUUAUACCUGCUGGUAUUCAUCCUGUACUUCAAAAUUACCCGCCAUUUGAUUUACACGAGUGCCUGCCACUUUGCGUUCGCUACUGUGCUGUUUUUCCUCAGUACUGUAGCGUUCACGUUCAUAUUAGUUUACGUUCUUGAUCUCGAGUCACUCCAAACCGCAGAACUUAUAUUAUCAUGUAUACUGUUCAGUUUUGAGUUCAUUCUUUUCGCCACCAAAAACUUGAAGAGUCGUCCAUUGCUUCUGGUGUUGUUAUUCCUGCCGCUUCAAGCUUAUUCUACAUUUAUUCAAAUACUAGGCCUCAGCGAGUAUGACGGUGAGGCUAUAACACUAACUAACAUGUGGUCAAUAACAUCGAGAGAUAAGCCAGUGGCUGUGGGCGAAUGCUACUUGAUGAUGGCGCUUCAAUUACUUAUAUUCUCUUUGAUUGCCUGGUACUUCUCCAAGAAAGAGUAUUGGAGUAAGCGGCCAGAACCGGCAACCGCGGAAGCUGAAGUCCAGUCCAUAAACGUGGAGGACAAGCAAUAUUUCGAGACGGCCCCGCAAGGUCUCAACGUUGGCAUUAAGGUCAAUAAUGUCAGCAAGUGGUUCGGUGAAGAGAGAGUACUCCAAGGAGUGAAUUUAGCCGUGUACCGCGGCGAGAUCACCGUGCUGCUCGGACACAACGGCGCUGGCAAGACCACGCUCAUCAACAUCAUCACCGGUCUCAUACCAGCGUCAUCGGGCAACGUGAAGGUUGAAGGCAAGGACACGUUCAAGCAGUCGGUGGAAGCCCGUAAGCUGAUCGGCCUCUGCCCGCAGCAGAACAUGUUCUUCAGUCACCUACAUGUUCUGGAACACGUUAUGUUCUUUGCUAUGCUUCGAGGCCAAUCAUACUCCCAGUCCAAGACCACGAGCAAGGAACUGCUCGCCAAGCUGCAUUUGACGGAGAAGUUAUCAUCCAUGCCGGAAACGUUGUCUGGCGGGAUGAAGCGGCGCGUGCAGUUGGCCUGCGCGCUGGCUGGCGGCGCGCGCGUGCUGGUGCUGGACGAGCCCACCAGCGGCCUGGACGUGGAGACUCGCCGGGAGCUCUCCAACACGCUGCUGGGUCUUCGCGGGGAGCACACGGUGCUGAUGACAACGCACUUCAUGGAGGAAGCGGACGCGCUGGGCGACCGCAUCGCCGCGCUGCACCACGGUCGGGUGCGCUGCAACGCCUCGCCUAUGUUCCUCACGAGGGCUAUUGGUACCGGCCAUCGUCUCACGCUCACCACAUCAGGUCCGCCGAAUGAAGAAGCGAUCACGAGAACUAUCACCUCCGUCGUGCCGGACGCGACCGUCCGACAACGACAACCGGCCGGCCUGACUUACAACUUGCCGGCGAAGGACACUGCGCAGUUCCCCAGGCUCUUUGACGCGAUAGAGAAAUCGCGUUCCGAGUUGAAAAUCGAUACUAUUGGCGUCAGCAAAAGCACUCUUGAGGAAGUCUUCAUGGAGUUGUGUAGCGAUACAAAACCAACUUAUAAAAUGCCGGCAACCCCAGUUAAAGAGCCGACGUUGGAGCUCCUGAAGGGAUCGAAAUGGCGUGUCCAGCAAUUCCUAUCACUCCUUCAGAGGCAGUGUCGCUUUAUCAAGCCUCACGUUUUCAUCAUCGUGAUGAUCCUCUGCGGAGGUCUGUCUGGACAUGUACUCCACGCGUCCGCAGCGUCGCGUGUUUGUAAAGGAGACGACAGUGCCCUGCAUGCUUUGCGGAUGGCAUACGAUGGGGUACGGUUUGAGGAGGUGUCCGAUGUCCAUAAAGCCGUUUUUCGGACCCGCCGAGAGAACCAGCAAAUAGAAAAAAAAUAUCUGUUCGGGAUCGAGCUCAGAAACGCCAGCGCCAAGGCUAUUUACUCGCCAUCGGUGCGUCACGGGGCAUCAGCCGCGCUGAACGCGUUAAGCAACUUACUGGCCGGACGAUCUUCUGGACCGCUUCGCGUGGGCGCGCGCGUAAAUCGCACGAUAAUCGUGCGCAGUCACCCUUUGCGUGGAGCCUAUGUUAUGUAUGAUGAGAAUACGCUACGCUGGGCUAAGAUGGACACGAAUGUAUGGAUGUGGAGCAGUUUCAUGAGUUUGAUUUUAUGCAGUUACGUGAGCUCAUUCGUCCGGUUACCUACCAUCGAGCGGACAACAGGCACUCGGCACGCCUACAUUAUGGCGGGCACGCCGCGUUGGCUCCACUGGCUCGUCUUGUAUGUGGGACAUGCCAGCCACGCACUGAUCCUCAUAAUAUUGAUCGUGCUGUUUGCUUAUUUGUUGGACAAAGAUCACACAUUUAACCAGGCCGGAUUUGCCGUGGCUCUGUUCGUGUUGCUAGUAUGGGGCGUGCUCGCCUACCUGAGUUUGGUUUACUUCAUGAGCAACUUGUUUAAGAUGACCACCAACACCACCAUCCUCUUUAUACUUGUCAUGGCUUGCACUACGUGGUCGUCAGCGGUGAAAGAGUCCUCGACGGUUGUAUACACGAUUAUGUACAUUCCUUACUUCUUGUUCCCACCGCACGCCCUCGCAGUCGGGGUGUCGAAUACAGCGACCGUGGCGCAAAUGAAUGGUUUCUGCAACUUGAACAGAGACAAGUGUCCCGCACUGGCUGGGCCGGGAAAGUUUAAAGCGGAAAAAUGCUGCCAGUCCCGCGCAGGCUCGGAGCCGUUUUGCUAUUGGGGAAUGAGUGCCGCCGGCACCCCGAUGCUCGUUCUCAUUUGGCAACUGUUCGCGUACUAUAUGCUGACAUACGUAGUGGACGACGCCAUGGUAGGGCGUCUGAGAAGCAUGUUGACGGGCACGGUGCUCGGCCGACUGAUAUCCAAGUCUAAACCGCCGGAGCCCCGGUUUAAUGAUGCCGCGGUCCAGGCUGAGGCGGCCUACGUCCAGAAUACUAUUAAUCAAACUAAAGACGAAAUAACAGACGCUGUCCUAGUCUGUAAAGUUCAGAAGAGCUACCCCAAACUUCUACGUCCUCCAUUCCAUGCUGUUAAGGGCAUCAGUUUCUCUGUCAAGAAAGAUGAGUGCUUCGGUCUGCUUGGAGUGAACGGAGCGGGCAAGAGCACGACUUUCGGACUGCUUACGGGUCAAAUGGCCUUGACGGGAGGCAAGCUGUUCGCAAACGGGUACCGCUCUACUGAACGUAGCAAGUACAUGUCCACAUUAAGCUACUGCCCGCAAUUCGGCGGCGUCGAUGGAUUCCUGACGGGCCGUCAGAACCUCGUUCUGGUGCUGAAACUUCGUGGCUUGAAACCGGCCGAUGCAUCUAACGUGGCCGCUUCCUGGAUCCAUGAAGUCGAUCUAACUCCGCACGCGGACAAAGUGGUGUCGUCAUACAGCGGUGGUAUGGCGCGACGACUGGCGGCAGCCGCGGCGCUGUGCCAGGCCUCUCACACCGCGGUCUUGGACGAGCCAACGGCAGGUGUAGACCCGAUAGCACGCCGUCGGAUGCAUCAAGCACUGCUGAGAGCUAGGACGCAGAAGUCUAUUAUUGUAGCCUCACACAGCAUGGACGAGAUGGAAGCUCUCUGCCAUCGCAUCGCCAUCAUGUCUGGCGGUGAACUACGCGCACUUGGCUCGGCUGCCACGCUGAAGAUACAGCACGCUCAAGGGUACACUGUCGUCUUCAAACUGACCAGCGCGCAGGUAAACCCUGAUGCUUUAAAGGAGUUUAAGGACCGGCUGGCUCUGCGCUUUGAAUGUGAGCUGAAAGACCAUCACCGGAACACGCUGCGUUACCACGUGAAAACCGUGCUCCCCUACAGCACGCUGUUCACGAUGCUAGAAGAUCAUCGGAAACAGUUCUCGUCCCUGGUGGAUGACUACACCGUCACGGAUACCACGCUUGAAGAGGUGUUCCUCGCGCUCGCUAAAGAGGCCAAAAUUACGCCACCCCAACCCAAUAGCGAGGCGAAGGAUGAUAACAAAACUCCGCCUUCUAAAGACAGUAAAGACACCAAGCAAUCCACAUCCAAGGUUUAACCUGUUCCUCGCCAUAUCAAAAAGGUAAUACAGAUGUAGUGAGAAAAGAUUUGCCUUCGUAUUGUUACGGAAACAUUUCGUACGUGUCAAGCUAUUUCAGUCAGUGUCAGUACAAAAUGUACAUUAACUGAACUAGCAUGACAAAUACGAACUUUUCCGGAAAAAUAUGAAGGAAACCUUUUUCGCGAUACAUCUGUACGUUCGUAUUUGUCAUACGUUUGUACGUUUCCGUAAAAAUACGAAGGAAAAGCUUUUCGCACUACGAUGUAGCGUGCCAUAGCAACAAAUUGCACGUAAACACUAAACAACAGUCAACUCUGCCUUGUCAACUGAAGGUGUGUUUUAAUUUGAAUUUUUCGACUUGAUAUCAAGUCGUGGCGUGUGGGGCACGAAAUGUUCUGACUUCAUGUCAAUGGCGGUGAAAAGGUUAAACAAAGACCAGUGAUGCCUUUCGGUUGAUUCUUGCUCCGGUCGACUCAGCAUAGCUACGAGCAAUUUAGAUUUUUGCCCGAAUCGACCCUGAACUGGUUUUGGUGGUCUGCUAGCUCUGAUCUAGUUACAUUACUUAAUAAUAAUGGCGAUUAACGCGCAUUUGAGGCCUUCACAAUUUACAUUUUCAGUGUGCUCUUACAAGUUAAAAAUAUUUUUAGCAUGACUUUUAAUAUUUACCUAUAGUAUGUAGUUUUUUUAUAUGAUAUAUGUAAGUAUGUGAGGAAAUUAAACAAAUCUAUA